Corticium candelabrum is the source of this 1010-nucleotide messenger RNA. RefSeq lists its product as uncharacterized. The record is from RefSeq and is a predicted model, not a curated record. The transcript has 4 exons. The coding region runs from base 188 to 910 and encodes 240 amino acids. Lineage: Eukaryota; Metazoa; Porifera; Homoscleromorpha; Homosclerophorida; Plakinidae.
GUUAGAGGUGCCGACAAUAUGCUACUUCUCGUGACCUGCUCGUGACUAUCGCGUGACGUACACGUCAUGUGCGGCUAAUCAGCAAUUGCAUUUCUAUCAGACAGCCUGAAUUCUCAAUCAGUUAGGCACAAAUCGGGGUGAUUUGCACCCGCAAGUUUACUAUACUUUGCAGUUUUCGCUUGUGACAAUGUCUCAGUCAAGUGGCACAUCAUCAUGUGACACCAGUCCGUGGAGUGACGAGAGUGGAAUCCCAUGCGUUGUUUGUAACAAGGAGUUGUACUCUUGUUGUACGUGCGGUCUCGGACGUGCAAAGAGCGGUAAAAUCUGCACGUUUUGUAGGCACGUGGUGUGCAGCACUAAAGGAUGCUCGACGAAAGUAAAGCGUCUACAGGGAAGGCACUCUUCGGGUCGAAGCUGCAGCUACUGCCGUGAUUUUUUCCUUUCGCCUUCAAACGAUGGAGAAAUGAUGGUGGAAGGAACUUUUGACAAGAGAGAAGGGCGACAUAACGAAAUAACCAACCCAUAUAGGGUUUGCAUGACAAGAGACAAGAUGAAACCAGAAGCAACAGUUCACUGGCAAAUGCAAGCUGCACAAACAGAAAGUGAUUUUAACUAUUCGAAUUCUCUAGAAGGAUACGGGAAAUUUUUGCUCAUAUCGAAUGUGGAUAGCAUAUUGUUUAAGAAACAUGCCGGCACUUCGGAAGAAGAGAAAUUCUCUGUAACUUUUAAACUCAGCGGUGACGACGAUCGUAUCGUGAGUUACAUAUUCGAAACGCAAGAUGAAGAGCUGUUUCAGAGGUGGCAAAGAGCUUUGAAAUCUGCAUACCAUGUGAUAAAACGACGACUCGCUGAUGAUACAACCCCUUUGAUUCAAGGAAGUAGUGCUUACGAAGGACAUGAUAUUCAGUGAGCCAGCUUGUCGACUCCUACAGUGUACGUCUACAUUACUUUAGUGUCUGCAUGGAAAUUGCCGAUAAAUUAGUAUUGUCAAAUAGUACAAAAAGUUUUUC